Molecule: messenger RNA, 3769 nt
Organism: Cavia porcellus (domestic guinea pig)
Lineage: Eukaryota; Metazoa; Chordata; Mammalia; Rodentia; Caviidae
Gene: Npff
Product: neuropeptide FF-amide peptide precursor
Exons: 3
Coding region: 3208-3684 (158 amino acids)
Biological process (GO): excitatory postsynaptic potential
Cellular component (GO): axon terminus; dendrite; perikaryon
Molecular function (GO): neuropeptide hormone activity; G protein-coupled receptor binding
Source: RefSeq, a predicted model, not a curated record
CAUGUGCAUUACACAGCAUAUGACGGCAGGCACAGCUCUGACCAGUGAGCUGCCUCGGGGACCAGGGCCCAUGUGUGGGUGACACACUAGAAAACGCAGUGUGCUGGGGGAGGGGAUGGGUCUGAAGGCAGACAUCUCAUCUUCCAGUGUUUUGUCCCCAUACCCUCCCAGCAACUGGGAAAAGAGAAGAAGCUCUGCCCUCGAGGACUUUCCAGCGGGAGUGUACACAGAGAAGUGAAGCUUUGUACAGGGAGGAGGUUGUUUUGGAAGUGAAGGGCAGUUUGUGAACAUGUGGGGAUGUGUUCGUAAGAAAAUGGGUGAAGCUUAGAGACUUGGGGAUGGAAGUCUCAAGGAAUCAUAGAAUUCCUUACAUUUGGAUGUUCCUUUCUGAUUACCAAAAGUAAGACUAGGGCCAGAGUGAAGAACCUGACACAGCAGGUGCCUCUGAGGUUUCCCACAGGAGACAAGAAAUAAGAAGCUGUGGCCAUACCCCCCCCCCACUGCUAAAUUUGACUGGCUUAAAAAAAAAAAAAAAUAAGCAGCUAUGGCUGAGCCAGGUGUGUGGUGCACACCUGUAAUCCCAGCACUUGGGGAGGCUGAGGCAGAAGGAUUGUUGUGAAUUUGAGACCAGCCAGGGCUACAAAAUGAGCUCAAGGCCACCCUGAAUGGCAUAGAGGGACCCUGUCUCAAAAAGAUAAAGAGAAAAGAAACAGCUGUGGCUGGUAUUCAGUAAUCAACUGACAUAAACAGCCAGAUCUUUCUUCGGCUGUGCAGAUGGCAGUUGUGGCCUUCACCACGUUGUCAGGAGCACAUAGGGUCCAGGAAAGGGUGAAAAGGAAGAUUGCCAAAUGUCAAGUUUUUGGGAGCAAGGAGGCAACCCUGAAGGCCGAGCAGUGUCGCAGGUUAGGCAUAGCGAGCUAGACCAGCCUCCACAUGCAGCCUCUGCUCAGACCCCUUGAGACCUGUACAUACUCAGGGCCAUGAGGAGGGGAAGCCCGCUCUGGGCGAGAUGGAACACUCAGUCCUGUGCCAGUCACAACAGUGUCCUGAAAACAAGUUGCUUCAUUUUAUUGAUGGUGAGCCCUAUAGUAAAAGUCACACAGUAAAGUGCAAGGCAACAUAAAAACAGUUCUGUCACUCCCAGAACCACAGUUUGAAAUACCCCAGCCACCCUCACAUCCUGCUUCUCUGGACUAGGUGCUAGACACAAACAGAUCAGGACCAAGACGUAAUGCAGAAGCAGCUACCCUUGAACUUGAUACUUGAACUUGAUACUCCUUUUUAAGAAAUGAACUACAAUCACCAGACAUAGUAGAGCACACUUGUAAUCCCAGCACCUGGAAGGCUGAGGCAAAAAGACUGCCACAAGUUUGAGGCCAGCCUGUCACAUGCUAUGUCACACAUUGUGAGUUCAAGGUUGGUCUGACUACAUAGCAAGACCCUGUCCCCAAAAACAAACAAACAAACAAAAAAAUGAUCUAUAGCUGGGAGUGUAUGAUGGCACACACUUCUAAUCCCAACACUUUUGAGGCUGAGGCAGGAGAAUCGUCAAGUUCAAGGCCAGUCUGGGCUACCUACAGAGUUCAAAUCCUGCCUGAACUAUAACAUAGGGAAACCCUGCCUCAACACCAGCCUCCAUGGACACCUACCCCCCAAAAAGAAAAAACUACAAGCCAGACAUGUUAGUGCAUUCCCAUUGUUCCAAAUCUCUGGGAGCCUGAGAUGAUCACAAAUUCAAGCCCAGGCUAGGCAACUUUGUGACUUAGACCCAAUCUCAAAAAGGGCAAGACAUAUUGUUCAAAGUCCCUAGGUUCACCUUAGUACCACUCAAAUGACUAGGACACAGCUCAGUGAUAAGAGCAUUUGCAUACUAUGUGUAGUGUCCCAGGUUCAAUUCCUAGCACUGCUAGAAGACAAAAGCCUGCUAUAAUCUACAGAUUUCAGGUGGAAGAGAAACUCUGAAGGGCUUUUACACACAAGAUAUCCUGUGAUGUCUGCUGGAGAAAACUGAGACCCAUGGCAGAAGCCACAGGGAGACGGAAGCCAACUCAGCACAAAGAGAAAAUGAUUUAAAGGCAGUCUCAGGUGACGGUAAGUUUCCCCGGGUGGUGUGAGGGAAACCUGCUCUAUGCCAGAGCCUGUGCUGAGCGGAUUACAGCGGGCAUCAAAAUGCUUUGAAGUCCCGUGUUCUAAGUGAAGAAUCGACAGUGAACAGCUUGCCCAAAGGCUGUGUCAGAGCCAUUUGCAGCUCCGCCAUGCACACACAGAAACACACACACACACACACACACACACACACACGGUGCACUACACUUCCUCUGUAUAGGCUGGUGUCCCACACUCUGGAUGCAGGGGAAGGAGAUGCAGCACAGCAGAAAGCCACCAGAUUUCUUUGAAACCCUGCUUCCUGAGGAGUAAUUCAGAUUUCCUUAAGACAGGAUUCUUGUCGUCUUCCUCAGUACGUCAGAUCCGUAGCCAGGGAGAUGAAACAAAAGGACAGUGCAGCCCCAAGGUCCUGUUACUCCCCUUGGAGUCAGGGCCUCAGGAUCCUGAGCCUCCCCAUCCUAUCCUUAGGUUCCUCCUUUAAUAAAGCCCUAGCUAGAAAAAGGAGUUUGACCUGGGAGUGAGCAGCAGUGGCCACAGGGUGGCAGCAGAGCUUCAGCUACAGAGCCCAACUCCCAAACAGUGGGGUUUUGCAUUUUUUUCCCAAGAAGUGUUCUUCAGUGAUGGUGGCUGUCCACACUCUGUGGGCUCCAAAUCCUCUCCAUGUCCUGUAUCUCACUAUCCCAUCCACAGCCUAAUCUCAGAGUAGUGAAUCCAUGUUUAACCAUCUAAGAGGUGGUGAACAGAGCUGAAACAGGCUGUGUGGCUGACUUCCAUCCCAAGGGGUAAGGGGGGACCCAGCUGGGUCACCCGCCCCGCCCCCCCUGCAAUGGAGAGCCUUGCCCUAACACCUGUCCCUCCUCACAGCAGUUUAUGCUUCAAUCUACAAGUUACGAGAGAGGUGAUCAGUUGAAGGUCUCCAACCUGUUGAGGGAUUAAGGGUUUUUGUAAGGCCCCACCAGGGCCUGGCUCUGACAAUGCAUCCAUACUUAAUGAUGCUUCUUCAGCUCUAGAGACAGGAUUUAUGCAUCUAAUAAAGUCUGUAACUCCAGGCUUCGGGGCUGGGGGCGGAGACUUUGAGAGCAGCAAGUCCCAGAGAGAGCCAUGGGAGGGGAUCUCAGGCAGCUCUUAAUGAAGCCGUGCAUUUCCACUGCCUGUCUAGACUCCCCCCUCGGGCUGCUGCUGGGGGUUGGGGACAAGAGGACAGCAGGUAUAAGAGGCUGGUGUGGCUGUGGGAAGGAGGAUGGUAGCAUGGAUUCCAGGCAGGCGGCGGCGGUGCUGCUGGUACUGCUGCUGACAGUGGGCUGGGCCUAUGCUGAAGGACCAGGGGGGCAGCACAGCGACCAGGUCUUCAUGGAGGAAGACAUUGGACCCCACCCACGGCAGCGUGCCCAGACCCAUGGGUCCCUCCUGCACUCCCUGCUCCAAGCCAUGGAGAGAACUGGCCGGAGCCCAGCCUUCCUGUUCCAGCCCCAGAGGUUUGGCAGAAAUACCUGGGGGUCCUGGAAUAGCGAGCGGCUGAGUCCCCGAGCUGAAGAAUUCUGGAGCCUAGCUGCCCCUCAGCGCUUUGGGAAGAAGUAACAUCAUCUCCUGGUGUGUUUGCAUGCAAGGCCUACACCCCAAAGUGCCAUGUCACCCCAACCUCAAUAAAGCUGUCUGCUUUGGA